AUGACUUCGGAUGGCUCCCCUAAGCCCCGUGCCAGACCUUUGGGCUGUGAGUUGACUUCAACCGGCCACGCAGACACGACUUGCUUCCCCAGCGCCUGCGCUACCUCCAGAUGUCAGACACCGCGCUUGCCACCCACGUCUCACCUGCCGACAGGCUGCCUUGCACCGUGCUGCUUCGUGGGCAGUUGUUCCAGCCCGUGCCUGGCGGGGAGCUGUGCUUGGUGUGAGGAAGGGGCGUUCAACAGCAAUGAGAAGGAGACCAUGCAGUUCCUGAAUAACAGACUCGCCAACUACCUGGAGAGGGUGCGCAGCCUGGAGGAGGCCAACGCGGAGCUGGAAUGCAGGAUCCGGGCACAGUGUGAGCCCGAUGCCACAGUGCUGUGCCCCGAUUACCAGUGUUACUUCGACGCCAUUGAAGAGCUCCAACAAAAGAUCUUGUGUACGAAGGCAGAGAACUCCAGACUCGCUGUACAGUUGGACAACUGCAAACUGGCUGCCGAUGAUUUUAGGUCAAAGUAUGAAAGUGAACUGUCCCUUCACCAGCUGGUGGAGACUGACAUCAGUGGCCUUCGUGGGAUCCUGGAUGAGCUGACAGUAUGCAAAUCAGAUCUAGAGGCCCACGUGGAGUCUCUGAAGGAUGAUCUCCUUUGCCUCAAGAAGAGCCAUGAAGAGGAGGUCAACCUGCUUCGCGAGCAGCUUGGAGACCGGCUCAGCGUGGAGCUGGACACUGCCCCAACCACGGACCUCAACAAGGUCCUGGAUGAGAUGCGAUGCCAGUAUGAGACAGUGCUGGCCAACAACCGCAGGGAGGCCGAGGAGUGGUUCGCCGCUCAGACGGAAGAGUUGAACCAGCAGCAGCUGUCCAGUGCAGAGCAGCUGCAGGGCUGCCAGACGGAGAUGAUGGAGCUGAAGCGUAAGGCCAACGCCCUGGAAAUCGAGCUGCAGGCUCAGCAAAACCUGACAGAAUCUCUGGAAUGCACCGUGGCAGAGACCGAGGCCCAGUACAGCACACAGCUGGCCCAGAUGCAGUGCCUGAUCGACGGCGUAGAGAACCAGCUGGCGGAGAUCCGCUGUGACCUGGAGCGGCAGAACCAGGAGUAUGAGGUGCUGCUGGACACCAAGGCCCGGCUGGAGUCGGAGAUCAACACAUACCGGGGCCUGCUGGAGAGCGAGGACAGCAGGCUCGCCUGUAACCCGUGCUCCGCGACAGCCACGUCAAGCAGCGCCUGUCAGCCAUGUUCGGCCUUCGUAAUUUGCACAGUUGGAAACUACUGUGCCUGA
This is a messenger RNA of Jaculus jaculus (lesser Egyptian jerboa), 1281 nucleotides long. RefSeq names its product keratin 40 (gene Krt40). The record is from RefSeq and is a predicted model, not a curated record. Gene Ontology annotation, molecular function: structural molecule activity. The transcript has 7 exons. Lineage: Eukaryota; Metazoa; Chordata; Mammalia; Rodentia; Dipodidae. Bases 1 to 1281 code for a protein of 426 amino acids.